AUGGCUCUAGCCACUCGUGUAAGGUUAUGUCAGCAGGUAAUCCUCUCCUGCUCUCACGUCUUCACAGACAAGACGGUCUUCCCGAUCACCGUCGAGGUCUCCAAUUCAUACUCAAUCUGGCUGCCUCCCAGAAGACAGACCGGUGCCACAGCUGGUCGCCAUAGCAACUAUCAGACACGACUCAUCCACGAUGGGCGGAGUCACCAUCGAGUCAAGUCAGCCAUCAAGAUUCAGUGUUGGUGGAGAGGGGUGCUGGUGAGGAGAUGGUACAGGGAGGCGAGAGGGAGAUGCAGGAGAGUCGACGUGUCCCUACUUUACAGACCCACCUGCCCUGCGCUCCAGGUGGAGUCUUGUGCCCAGAGUAGCUCUGCUGCAGAGGGAGUGUUGGCUGCGGCCGAUUCAGCUCUAGCCACAGCCAGAGCCGCCAUGAGGACAUUGGACUGCCAUGCAGCUCUCUCCUCCAUUGACUGGUCCUCUCUCCAGAUAAAAGCCAGAGAAACUGCGUCAACUUCUGAAUGUCCAAUCUGCAUUGCUCCUCUCCUCCCUCCCCAAGCCACGCCCACUGGCCACGCCCACAGAGAUCGUCGUCGUCCGAUAAGCCUCCUGUCGUGUGGUCACAUGCUCCACCAGACUUGUGUCUCUUCUCUGGAGAGGUUCUGCACUACUGAUGGAGAGCUCUCCCUCUGCCCACUCUGUAGAGCUCCCUAUCUCAGACAAACUCUAAAUUUUAUACAGUAG
This is a messenger RNA of Geodia barretti, 738 nucleotides long. The record is from the annotation of a GenBank genome assembly. NCBI's taxonomy places the organism in Eukaryota, Metazoa, Porifera, Demospongiae, Tetractinellida, Geodiidae.